Molecule: messenger RNA, 533 nt
Organism: Schistosoma curassoni
Lineage: Eukaryota; Metazoa; Platyhelminthes; Trematoda; Strigeidida; Schistosomatidae
Source: the annotation of a GenBank genome assembly
GUUUAUUGAAAGUUGAUGGUAUACGUAAAGUUUCCAAAUGGAAACGAAACUUUUAGGUAACUUGUCAAGAGUGUCAUCCAACCCUAAAGUAACAGCAGUCCAAUGUAUUGAUUCGGAUGGCCUUUGUAUUGCCUCUCACGGGACUGUAAAUGAUCAAACCACAGGAGUUCUCAGUAGCAUAUACAAACAUGCAGCAGGUAUUGAAGAAAGCUCCGAAUCGCCAGUGUUAGUAAUUGAGUUUGAGUCAAAGUAGGUGAUCCUUAUACAUAUAUUGUGUUGUUUCAUACCGAUAGAUCAAGUAUUUUGUGUGAAGCGUAUGGGAUUUUAACUGUUGUUCACAAGAAUCAGUGACACCGCACCAACAGUCACAUGGUGACGACUGCCUUCAGGUUUCGGAGUCCUUCGAAGUAACACUGAUUCCUCCAAAUAUAAAGCUACUCAAUAAAAUCUCGGUUAUCAUUGUAUAAAUUUCUUAAACAUGAUCAUUUACUCAUUAUGUCCAAGUUUAUUUAAAAUAUAUCCUACACUGUUAA